Vicia villosa (hairy vetch) is the source of this 881-nucleotide messenger RNA. RefSeq lists its product as uncharacterized. The record is from RefSeq and is a predicted model, not a curated record. The transcript is spliced from 5 exons. Bases 261 to 881 code for a protein of 206 amino acids. NCBI's taxonomy places the organism in Eukaryota, Viridiplantae, Streptophyta, Magnoliopsida, Fabales, Fabaceae.
GGUGCCUUAUGUUCUGGCCUUCAGGGCAUCGGGACACAGAUAUAUGAUAAAGUUUACUGCUGGAACGUCUGUUCUUGAUGAAGACAAACAUGAGAUACCCCCGAAAUCGAUUUUAUUUACAAGUUUUUCAGACAUCAUAACAGGGAGGUUUGACAAACAUGUUCUGAUUCGUGAGUAUGGUUUUUGGUUUUUUUAUUGUCUCAUGUUUUGAUGCAUUAUAGCCGUGUGAAAUUAAUAAAUUUAUUUCAGAUGUCGUUGGAAUGGUGGAUAGUAUUGGUUAUGCGCAGACUGAGUCAGGUGCAAAGAAGCAGCAAAUUAGCAUGAUGUUGCGUGAUCACAGCAACAACAUGUUGAACUGUACUCUGUGGGAAUCAUACGCGGAUCAGUUCAUCAAGUUUAACAAAGUUAGGGUUGCUGCAUCACUACCUACAGUUGUGUUGCUUCAGUAUGCCAAAGUGAAGGAAGAAGGAAAGUAUCCUCUGUCUGUGACAAACACCUACAAUGUGACCCUUUUAUGUGUUGAUGCUGAUUUUCCGAUCAUGAAAGACUUUAUUGAUAGAAUGCCUGAGGAGAGCAAGGUAACCCUGUCUGACCAACUUGGAGGGAAUUCCCAAUAUUCCUCCCAAAGUUCUGAAAAUCAACAGCUCACUCCUGUGCAAAAAUUGUUCUCAAAGGCUGUUGUCUUGCCUAUUGCUGAGAUUAUUCAACUUACGGAUGUUACAUUUUGCGCUACUGUCGCUACAACAAAAUUAUUAGUAGCAUCUCCGUUUGGAUGGUUCUAUCGUGCCUGCCAUAUGUGUCAAUCUAUAGCGCGCGGGGACAGCCCCCCCUUUGAGUGUGAAGCUGGUCAUGAAACCAUGGCUGAAGUCCUUAGGUUUUAG